Molecule: messenger RNA, 4570 nt
Organism: Xenopus laevis (African clawed frog)
Lineage: Eukaryota; Metazoa; Chordata; Amphibia; Anura; Pipidae
Gene: stag2.S
Product: stromal antigen 2 S homeolog
Biological process (GO): sister chromatid cohesion
Cellular component (GO): chromosome; cohesin complex; nucleus
Molecular function (GO): chromatin binding
Source: RefSeq, marked provisional
CACCGGACGCCUAUCCAUAUUUUUUGGAUUUAGCAGCAGGCAGCGGGACGAGGCCCUCCGUGUGGGGGGAGCCGAGGUCUGUCACUAGAUUUGUGUCCAUACACGUGAUUGGAUCCACAAGGGACUGACUAUAUAAAUAGCGUCAGUCAGAAGGUUUAUGAACCAUCAAUUCCAAGGGCGUUGUGUUUCCAGAAGAUGAUAAAGAAAUGAUAGCCGCUCCAGAAAUACAAGCUGACUUCAGCCUCCUCCAACCUCUGGAUCCUUCUCUCCAUGAUAUGGGUCCACUUUCUUGUAAUGCUGGGCCAAGGGAGUCGGAAAUGCAUUUGUCAUCGGAUACAGAUUUUGAUGAUACGGAAAUAAGAAUCUCAAAACAAGGCAAAGGAAAGAAAGGAAAGAGAGGCAACAUUGAGAAAGGCAAAGGUGGACCAUUAAGACCUGGUGGUCCUAACUGGAUGAAUGGACAUCAUCCGCAAAAUGGAGUAGAGAAUAUGAUGUUGUUUGAGGUGGUGAAAAUGGGAAAGAGUGCAAUGCAGUCUGUUGUAGAUGACUGGAUAGAAGCAUAUAAACACAACAAAGAUGUAGCUCUUCUUGACCUCAUAAACUUCUUUAUUCAGUGUUCAGGAUGUAAAGGUGUUAUCACUGGUGACAUGUUUCGCCAUAUGCAGAAUUCAGAAAUAAUUAGAAGAAUGACAGAAGAGUUUGACGAGGAUAGUGGCGAUUACCCACUAACAAUGGCUGGUCCCCAGUGGAAGAAAUUUAAGUUCAGCUUCUGUGAAUUCAUUGGAGUACUGGUCCGCCAAUGUCAGUACAGCAUAAUAUAUGAUGAAUAUAUGAUGGAUACUGUUAUUUCUCUUCUUACGGGACUUUCUGACUCACAAGUUCGAGCAUUUCGACAUACAAGCACAUUAGCAGCUAUGAAGCUAAUGACAGCUUUGGUAAAUGUGGCACUUAAUCUAAGCAUUAACAUGGACAAUACGCAAAGGCAGUAUGAGGCGGAAAGAAACAAGGUGAUUGGGAAACGAGCCAAUGACAGACUGGAGCUUCUAUUACAGAAACGAAAGGAGCUGCAAGAAAAUCAGGAUGAGAUAGAAAAUAUGAUGAAUGCAAUAUUUAAAGGUGUUUUUGUACACAGAUACAGAGAUGCUAUUGCUGAAAUUCGAGCUAUUUGCAUAGAGGAGAUAGGAGUAUGGAUGAAAAUGUAUAGUGAUGCCUUCCUUAAUGACAGCUAUUUGAAAUAUGUAGGUUGGACUAUGCAUGAUAAGCAAGGAGAAGUUCGACUGAAAUGCCUUACAGCUUUGCAAGGACUGUAUUACAACCGUGAGCUUAAUUCAAAACUUGAGCUGUUCACAAGUCGAUUCAAGGAUCGAAUUGUGUCCAUGACUCUGGACAAGGAGUAUGAUGUUGCAGUUCAGGCAAUAAAGCUUCUUACUCUUGUUUUACAAAGUAGUGACGAAGUUCUGACUGCUGAAGAUUGUGAAAAUGUUUAUCAUCUGGUUUACUCAGCUCACCGACCUGUGGCUGUUGCAGCUGGAGAAUUCCUUUACAAAAAACUAUUCAGCUGCAGAGAUCCUGAAGAUGAUGGAAUCAUGAAGCGAAGAGGAAGGCUUAGCCCAAAUGCCAACCUUGUCAAAACAUUAGUGUUUUUCUUUUUGGAGAGUGAGUUACAUGAACACGCUGCAUAUCUUGUGGACAGUAUGUGGGAUUGUGCCACUGAGCUGCUAAAAGACUGGGAAUGUAUGAACAGUCUUCUGAUGGAUGAUCCACUUAAUGGAGAAGAGGCGCUUACAGACAGGCAAGAAAGUGCACUAAUAGAGAUUUUGCUUUGCACAAUUCGACAAGCUGCUGAAUGUCAUCCCCCAGUUGGAAGAGGAACUGGAAAAAGGGUUCUCACUGCAAAAGAAAAGAAAAUACAGAUGGAUGACAAAACUCGCCUUACAGAACUUUUUGCAGUGUCUCUUCCUCAGCUAUUAGCAAAAUAUUCCAUUGAUACAGAAAAGGUAACCAAUCUGUUGCAGCUACCGCAGUACUUUGAUUUGGAAAUUUAUACAACAGGCCGAUUAGAAAAGCAUUUAGAGGCAUUGUUACGGCAGAUUCGUAAUAUAGUAGAAAAGCAUACAGACACAGAUGUUUUAGAAGCCUGCUCUAAAACAUACCAUGCUCUCUGCAAUGAGGAGUUCACAAUCUUUAACAGAGUGGACAUUGCAAAGAGUCAGUUAAUUGAUGAGCUGGCAGAUAAGUUCAACAGACUUCUCGAAGACUUUCUGCAAGAGGAUGAAGAGCUGGAUGAGGAUGAUGCAUACCAAGUGCUAUCUACAUUAAAAAGGAUAACUGCGUUUCACAAUGCUCAUGAUCUAUCAAGAUGGGAUUUAUUUAGUGGUAAUUACAAGCUGUUGAAAACUGGCAUUGAAAAUGGAGACAUGCCAGAGCAGAUUGUUAUUCAUGCAUUACAGUGUACUCACUACGUAAUUUUAUGGCAGCUGGCUAAGAUUUCUGAAACUGGUUCUUCAAAGGAAGAGUUAAUUACGUUAAAGAGACAAAUGAGAGUAUUUUGCCAAAUCUGUCAACAUUACCUGACCAAUGUAAAUACUGCUGUAAAAGAACAGGCUUUCACAAUACUGUGCGAUGUGCUAAUGAUAUUCAGUCAUCAGAUUGUUGUUGGAGGCCGGGAAGCGUUAGAGCCACUUGUGUAUUCUCCUGAUUCCUCCUUGCAGUCGGAAUUGUUGAGCUUUAUUUUGGAUCAUGUAUUUAUUGAUCAGGAUGAUGACAACAGCAGUUCAGAUGGUCAGCAAGAUGACGAAGCCAGUAAAAUUGAAGCUUUGCACAAAAGAAGAAAUUUGCUUGCUGCAUUUUGCAAGCUGAUAGUGUAUAAUGUUGUUGAAAUGAAUACAGCUGCGGAUAUUUUCAAGCAAUACAUGCGGUAUUACAAUGAUUAUGGAGAUAUUAUUAAGGAAACAAUGAGCAAAACAAGACAGAUUGACAAGAUACAAUGUGCUAAGACACUCAUUCUUAGUUUACAACAGCUUUUCAACGAAAUGAUCCAAGAACAUAGCUAUAACUUUGACAGAUCAUCACCAACAUUUAGUGGCAUAAAAGAGCUUGCAAGACGCUUUGCUUUAACAUUUGGCCUGGAUCAGCUAAAAACCAGAGAGGCCAUUGCCAUGUUACACAAGGAUGGUAUUGAGUUUGCCUUUAAAGAACCAAGCCCACAAGGUGAAGCCAAUCCACCUCUAAACAUGGCAUUUCUUGAUAUUUUAAGUGAAUUUUCAUCUAAAUUGUUAAGACAGGACAAGAAAACUGUAUAUGCAUACCUGGAAAAGUUCAUUACAUUUCAAAUGUCUCUCCGAAGAGAAGAUGUGUGGCUGCCGCUCAUGUCUUACAGAAAUUCUUUACUAGCUGGUGGCGAUGAUGACACUAUGUCAGUCAUGAGUGGAAUGAGUGGCCGAGGGUCUUCAACAAGGAGUAAAAAGAUAAAACUCCCAACAGGAAAACGGAAACUACCAGAGGCGGAAGAGAGUAGCAGCAGCGAUAGCAUGUGGUUAAACAGGGAGCAAACGAUGAACACACCAGUCAUGUUGCAAACGCCACAGCUCACGUCCACCAUUAUGAGAGAACCUAAAAGGUUACGACCAGAAGAAAGCUACAUGCCUGUCUACCCAAUGCAGCCUGAGCAUCACCAACCUCCUCUUGAUUACAACACACAGGUAACGUGGAUGCUUGCUCAGCGGCAGCAGGAAGAAGCAGCAAGGCAGCAGCAGGAGAGAGCCGCUAUGAAUUAUGUGAAACUGAGAUCUAAUCUACAACAAGCCAUACGGCGAAACACUGGGCUUAUGGAAGACGAUGAAGAGCCAAUUGUUGAAGAUGUUAUGAUGUCAUCAGAGGGGCGCAUUGAAGAUCUUAAUGAGGGCAUGGAUUUUGACACAAUGGACAUAGACUUGCCUCCUUCGAAAAACCGACGAGAGAGAACAGAACUUAAGCCAGAUUUCUUUGAUCCUGCUUCAAUCAUGGAUGAAUCUGUUCUUGGGGUAUCAAUGUUUUAAUACCAGUCCAUCAAUCAACCCUGUGGUGAAGUUUUUUUGUUUUGUUUUUUUAAAUGGAAGAGGAAGUUUUUAAAUGACAAAUUUGUGGUAUACAGUGAAAUUAUGUACAGAUUUUUUCUCUAAGGAGAAUUUGCCAUGCUUACCAAGAUUAAGUGCAUAGGCAGUUUUGAAUGCCUGCAAAAAGUUUAAAGGACAAGUAAAUGGUUUGCAUAAUAAGCUACGACAUAUUGUCUUGGGGAAAAAUAUUUAUUUUUGUUAUUUGGGUUUUUGUUUGCCUUUUCAGCUGGUGUAUUCCCUAAUUAACUAAAUUAAAACCAAGCAAGCCAAAACAUGCCCUAAAUCUAAUUUAUAAGGGUAUAAAUUGCUAUGUGCACUCAGAUUUGAGUGUGUGCAUUUGAUUUUUAUGGUUAUGUAUUACCACCAUUUAACAGAAUAACACCCUACAGUCUCAACCAACAUUGUAAUCUCUAGAAACCAAAACAUGAGGGUUUUUUUUUAUAAUUUACUGAAUAAAAAAUAUCAAUACAUUGAAA